Molecule: messenger RNA, 879 nt
Organism: Babesia ovata
Lineage: Eukaryota; Apicomplexa; Aconoidasida; Piroplasmida; Babesiidae
Exons: 2
Coding region: 1-879 (292 amino acids)
Source: RefSeq, a predicted model, not a curated record
AUGCAGGUGAAUGACAAGACAGGCGACGUGAAGACUAAAUUAGGUGAAUUCGGGAAGUACGUCCAACGUAAUCAAGGUGACACGCUGGAGGAGCAGUUAACGAAGUGGAACGCUAUCGUGUCAGGCAUCUCACAUAAAUUAGAAACUAUUGACACUAAAGUUAAUUUGUUAGAUAGCACACUUAAGUCACAAAUAACGCACAAAGUAGAGCCGAUUAAAGCAUCGGUUAGGACCUAUGUCGACGCUGCUAGCAAUGAUGCCUUAGCGUGGCAGGUGAAAGUAGUCGAUGGAUUGUUGGUGAAUCAACGAGAAUAUCUUGAGAGAGAGAUUGAACAACAUUAUCUCGUCGUUAAAAAAACGUUUGAGGAGGCGUUGUGGAAUAUUCGUGUAGGUGUCAAUUCAUUGGAAGAUAAAAGGAAAGAACAGAUUAGCCAUUUGAACAAGGCAGUCGGGGAUGCCCAGCAAUAUGUCAAUAAGGAUCUGGGAGUUAGCGUUGGGAGUACUCGAAAUCAGAUAUAUGAGAAGUUUGAUGAGAUCAAAAAACAGGUCAAUAACGUUUAUGUUAGAUUAGUGCACAAAAAGGGAGAGCUUGACAAGCUGGUGGAUCAGGCUAAGACGGAGUUUGCGACUUUGAAAAGAACGGUAGGAAAGAUGGAGGAUAAGGGAAAUGAUACGAUAAAUGGCCAUUUGGCGCUGCUUAUAGAAGAGAUAGAGAAGCUUGUUGAUGGCUUGACGAAUAAAAAAAAGGCCACGACACCGGGAAAUCUUCACAAUAUUGUUCAGAACGUGAGUGAUUGUGCUGGCAAGUUCACUAAGUCGAAUUUUGAAAAUAGAGUUUUGGAUGUGUGGAUAGAUGGGAUUUGGGCACUGAACCGGUAA